This is a messenger RNA of Fusarium sp. VM40, 1146 nucleotides long. The record is from the annotation of a GenBank genome assembly. Lineage: Eukaryota; Fungi; Ascomycota; Sordariomycetes; Hypocreales; Nectriaceae.
AUGACAAAGCUAUCCGCUGUCCUCCUCUCCGCACUGGCAGGCUGUGCUGUUGCCGUCCCAGCAGCACCAGCCGUCACUCAAGCCCCCAAGCUCGAGGCCCUCGAGAAGCGAGCUGCUUGCACGUUCAGUGGCGCAGCCGGUGCUACUCAGGCAAUUGCCAGCAAGAAGCAGUGCGCGACCAUUGUCCUGAACAAUGUUGUCGUUCCUUCUAGCACCCCUCUUGACCUUUCUGGUUUGAACGACAACACCCACUACCUCCAGGUCAUCUUCCAGGGCACUACCACCUGGGGCUACUCCGAGUGGGCCGGUCCUCUUCUCCAGAUCGGUGGGAAGGGCAUUACAGUCGACGGAGCUGGUGCUACUCUCGAUGCUCAUGGAGAAAGAUGGUGGGAUGGUCUGGGUGCCGAUCCCAAGGGAAAGAAGAAGCCCAAGUUCUUCUAUGCCCAUGAUUUGAUCUCGUCCAACAUCAACAACCUGAACAUUAAAAACACACCACUUAUGGCCGUUAGCAUUGUUGACGCGAAUGACCUCAAAAUUAACUCUAUGACUAUCGACAACAGUGCCGGUGAUAAGCUUGGCCACAACACUGAUGGAUUCGAUAUCGGUAAUAGUGUUGGUGUCACCAUCACUAAUGCCAAGGUCUACAACCAGGAUGACUGCGUUGCCGUUAACUCGGGAACUGAUAUUACCUUUACCGGUGGUCUUUGCUCAGGUGGCCAUGGUUUAUCCAUUGGCAGUGUUGGUGGCCGCGACAACAACAAGGUUAUCAGGGCCAAGUUCCUCAACAGCAAGGUUGAGAAGUCCGUUCAAGGUAUCCGAAUUAAGACCUUUGUGGGCAAGACGGGUGAGGUCACUGACUGCACCUAUGACGGUAUUACGCUGUCGCAGAUCUCAAAGUAUGGUGUCCUCAUUGAACAGAACUACGAUGGCGGUGAUCUUAAAGGAACACCUUCAAGCGGCGUCCCCAUUACUGGCCUGACCAUGAAUAACAUCAUCGGCGGCGGCUCUGUUGCCUCCAAUGGCUACAACAUUGUUAUUACCUGUGGCUCUACUGGCUGUUCUAAGUGGACUUGGAACAAGGUUGUUGUUAGUGGUGGCUUGAAGUACCCUAGCUGCUCAGCUGCUCCCAGCCCAGCCUCUUGUUGA